AUGCAAAUCGGCUUGCACCGUGAUCCGAGCCACUUGUCGUCAAUGUCAACGUUGCAAGCAGAGAUCCGAAGAAGACUCUGGUCUACCAUCUUGGAGCUGGUGAUCCAGUCAUCCCUAGAUGCGGCAAUGCCUCCUAGGAUCUCCUUCGAUGAGUUUGAUGCUCAACCGCCUGCAAACAUCAACGACGACGAACUAGAAGAGUCGCAAUCGGAGCUACGAUCACAUCCGAGGAGCACUUACACGGAUAUGUCGCUACAUCUUCAGCUCAGGGACUCUCUCCUGAGCCGGCUUCGAGUUGUUCAGUUGCUCAACGGGAUACACCAUGAGCUGUCUUACCACGUCGCACUAGAGUUGAGCUCGGAGAUUACCCAUGCCUGCAGAACCAAUAUCCACUUCGUGAGGCAACACGAGCGAUCCGGAGUCUCAGUGUUCCACCAAAACUUGCUUGAUUUCCUUGUGCGUCGCUUCCUGAUUCCCUUGCACUGCCCGUUCGCGAGCCAGGCACAGACAAACCCCCUCUUCCAGUACUCGACGAAAGUGACAUUGGACGCCACAAUCACGAUUAUAUCACCUGUACCAGACGAUAAGUUCUCUCGUCUAUUCAGAAUCGCAGGAGGGAUGUUCCGCGAAGGCUACAGGUACGCCCUUGCUACCGUCAGCCACGAGUACAUCGCUCAAGCAGAGACGCAGCACCGCGAUGGAACACUUCAACGCAAUGUCCAACAGAGAGAAUUCUUGAAGAAAACAAUGUUGGAGUUGAUAGAGAUAGCGGCAGAGAGAGUCCAGUACGGAGGCGAGACGAACAUCAAAGGUCACAUGUUCCUCAAAAUGAUUGUGGCACAAAUAGAAGCCAUGGAAAUGGGCAUUCCGGGAGAUUUGGAGAUUGCGAAGAGCGCGAAAGAAAGUCUGGAAUACUGCCACACCUUGCUCGAGGGACAGGCAAGCACUGUGAAGCCAUGCUCGACGGCCGAGGCAGACUUUGGAUCCUCUGGACUUGAACAUGAACAGGGAGGCUUUGGAUUUGAUUGGGACUUUGACUUUUUUCUACCCGAAGGAGAUUUUUAG
Colletotrichum fioriniae is the source of this 1065-nucleotide messenger RNA. RefSeq lists its product as uncharacterized. Gene Ontology annotation, molecular function: DNA-binding transcription activator activity, RNA polymerase II-specific; RNA polymerase II cis-regulatory region sequence-specific DNA binding; zinc ion binding. Gene Ontology annotation, biological process: DNA-templated transcription; regulation of transcription by RNA polymerase II. NCBI's taxonomy places the organism in Eukaryota, Fungi, Ascomycota, Sordariomycetes, Glomerellales, Glomerellaceae. The record is from RefSeq and is a predicted model, not a curated record. Gene Ontology annotation, cellular component: nucleus.